AUGCCUCGUAGCCGAGAGCCUUUAAAAUACCUGACCUACUACCCGUUUUCUGUGAUCUACAUUCUGAGUGUAUGCGUUUGGCAAGCCAGCCCUCAUCCACGACAAAUUGGAAUCAUCAUCAUCAUCGUGCCCGUUCUGAACCUUCUCGGAUGUGCAGCUGCGCUGAUAUCGCUAUGGUUUAUGGUUCAGAAGUUCUAUUGGAAGCGUGUGGAAUUGUCGUUCAACCUCGCCGGUUUUGCUCUUUCCUUACUAGGAAUGAGCGUAUUAUUGCUCACGUACAAUAAAGAUUCGUCAAUUCGAGAUUAUAUAGCGCUUAACCAUCUGCUCGUCACAAUCGCAUGGUCGUUCUGCCUCGUUUGGAGUCGCUUCUUCACUACAAAUACCGUCUCCAAUCUGUUCAUCAGCGAAUGGGGCCGCGGAACUGAAGACAUCGAAAUAGAAGCUCUUGAAGGGCACUUCUAG
This is a messenger RNA of Cooperia oncophora, 462 nucleotides long. The record is from the annotation of a GenBank genome assembly. Lineage: Eukaryota; Metazoa; Nematoda; Chromadorea; Rhabditida; Trichostrongylidae.